AUGUCAUCAUAUGUUGUUAAACGAGGCAACGUUGUAGUCAAAGAAGAAGGUCUCUUGUCUUUUACAUGGUCUAAGCGAUGGCUGGUGCUUCGGGAACAGACAUUGACCUUUCAUAGGAACGAGCAACAAUCCCAUCAAGCAUUGGCAUUAGUCUUUUUAAAAGAGGUGGAGCGAGUUGAACGAACUGAUAUGCGCGAGUACUGCUUAGAGUUGGUCACCAAAGACAAGACUUAUUUUCUUUCAUUCAAAUCUGACGAUGAAUUGUACUCUUGGAUUGACGAGGUCUACCAGCGCUCACCAUUAGGAAUAUCAACUCCAACAAACUUUAGCCACAAUGUUCACGUUGGCUUCGACUCAAACAAUGGUGUAUUUACAGGAUUACCCCGAGAAUGGAAAACCCUUUUGGAAACAUCAAAAAUUACCAAAGAAGAAAUGAGCAAAAAUCCACAAGCUGUGCUUGAUGUGCUCGAAUUCUACACUGAAAACUUGGCACCCUCUCGACAAGAAUCAGCAACAGAAUCAGCCAUGACUCGAUCGGAUUCAGAACCCUCACCGCUAUACAAACCUAUGAAUUCCUCUGCUUUUCGCGCUCCAAACCGCUCUUCAUCCAUGGCAGAUAUGAAUAUGGAGUCAAUUGGUCGUGCCCUUCCUCCCACUCCAGGCGCACAAGGUCGAUCUAGCGCAUCUCGACCCAUUCAUACAAGUGAUACCAACGUUCAUAAUAAUAGUAUGCCAAGAAAUGUGAACGGAAGCCUGGCUCAAAAAGCAUAUAAUGGACGCUCCGAAAGAGGCGAUCGUCCUGUUCCACCACAGCUUCCAAAGAUUCAGGACUUACCACAAGAAAGACCAAACCUAUCUUCUGCAUCUAAAAUCGCUCAAGACAUUUCAAAAGCUUCAUCACCGUCUGAACCCGUGGCACAAGUACGUAAAAAGCCACCAAAGGAUCCUAGACUGUCCACUAUGUCCGAGGCACAGAUUAUGGACAAAUUGAGAUCUGUUGUUUCAAAGGGCGAUCCUACUACUCUUUACGCCAAGAUCAAAAAAAUUGGACAGGGUGCUUCUGGAUCUGUGUUUAUUGCACGCAACAAUGUAACCAACCAUAAAAUCGCCAUCAAACAAAUCGACCUUGCUCAUCAACCUCGCAAAGAACUUAUUGUUAACGAGAUUUUGAUCAUGCGAGAAAGCCAACACCCCAACAUUGUCAACUAUCUUGACAGCUUUUUGGUGCGUGGGGAUCUUUGGGUCGUCAUGGAGUUGAUGGAGGGGGGACCUUUAACGGAUAUUAUUGAUAACAACAAAAUGCUGGAGCCGCAGAUUUCUACUGUUUGUUUUGAGACUCUCAAAGGUCUAGACCAUUUACACAAGCGAAAUAUCAUUCAUCGCGACAUCAAAUCUGACAAUGUGCUUUUGGACUCACAAGGUCAUGUUAAAAUUACUGAUUUUGGAUACUGUGCAAAAUUAACCAACGAUCGUUCAAAGAGGGCUACAAUGGUUGGUACACCGUAUUGGAUGGCUCCAGAAGUCGUCAAGCAAAAAGAGUAUGGCAACAAGGUGGAUGUUUGGUCUCUUGGCAUUAUGGCCAUUGAGAUGAUUGAAGGUGAACCGCCUUAUUUGGAGGAGGAGCCUCUUAAGGCAUUGUAUUUGAUUGCAACAAAUGGUACUCCCACACUGAAAGAACCAGAAAAGAUCACACAACAGUUUAAACAUUUUCUGGGAAAAUGUCUCGAGGUGGACGUGUCCAAGCGUUCUACAACUGAACAGCUGCUAGAGCAUCCAUUCAUGCGUAUUUCCGCCCCACUUAGCUCACUUGCUACACUUAUCAAACGAGUUAAAAAAUAAACUUUCAACUUAUUUGUAUUUGAAAUUG
Molecule: messenger RNA, 1867 nt
Organism: Batrachochytrium dendrobatidis JAM81
Lineage: Eukaryota; Fungi; Chytridiomycota; Chytridiomycetes; Rhizophydiales
Exons: 12
Coding region: 1-1839 (612 amino acids)
Biological process (GO): intracellular signal transduction; regulation of MAPK cascade; protein phosphorylation
Cellular component (GO): cytoplasm
Molecular function (GO): protein serine/threonine kinase activity; ATP binding
Source: RefSeq, a predicted model, not a curated record